AGAAAUCCCCUGUGAACUGUAAAUAUGAACAAAAUUUACGUUUGAUAACGUUGGACACAGAACUAUUGUCAUGUGCGUCCCUUUAAAAUGCGUGCUGACGAGAUUGAAAUUUUACGUAGCUUUCUAAAGCAGUGUGUAACCUACUUCAGUGGAGAUAUUCGUGCGCCUCGCUUGUCCGUUGUGCAGUCGCGCGCUGUCCCUGCUUGCUGAAAGAGGAUGCAGAUAUUUUGCUGGAUAAUUUCUAUUCCAGAAUAGUUCAUAAUUCUGACUGUCUGCACAGGAGUAGCCUAAACACGCAACAGAUAGACGCAUGCCUAUGGACCACAGACAUUGUGUUGUAUGCGCUCUCGGUGUCUCAUCUGUUUUGUAGAUACAGUAGCUUUUGAAAUAAACAUCGAAAUGGCCACAGACGAGCUGUCGUCGAAGCUUAGUCGUCGGCUGCAGAUAGAAGAGGGUGCCGAGGCACCGGUGGCGGUUGAGGCUGGUCAGGGACAUGAGAAGGCGGCCACAGCAAACGCAGACUCGGAGUUGGGAGUAAAGCUCAUGCGGCGGGGGGAGUUGAACGACGGAGUGGGUGAACACCAUCAGCCGAGCAUGAAGGUCUUCAAUCCAUACACCGAGUUCAAGGAAUUCUCUAGGAAGCAAAUCAAAGAUAUGGAGAGAAUGUUUAAACAGUACGACACGGCUAGGGACAACUUCAUUGACCUGAUGGAGCUGAAGCUGAUGAUGGAGAAGCUGGGGGCACCUCAGACACACCUGGGCCUGAAGAACAUGAUCAAGGAGGUGGACGAGGACCUGGACAACAAGCUGAGCUUCAGAGAGUUCCUCUUGAUCUUCAGGAAGUCAGCAGCAGGGGAGCUAGCGGAGGACAGCGGUCUCAGUGUUCUGGCUCGGCUCUCAGAGAUCGACGUGUCCACUGAGGGAGUGAAGGGAGCCAAGACCUUCUUUGAAGCCAAAGUGGCGGCCGUCAACGCGGGCAGCCAAUUUGAGGCGGAGAUCCGGCAUGAGCAGGAGGAGAAGAAGAAGCAGGCAGAGGAGAAGAAGCAGAGGCAAGCUGCCUUCAAGAACAUCCAGUCGGCCUUCAAAUGACCUCUUCCUCAGCCCCCUUACUGAUCCACCUCCAUCUGUCCGUCCGUUUAUUAGACGUUCAUUCACCUUUUCCAAACGUACAUUGUCGAAGUUGCUCCAAACGUCAAAUUUCGAAGUGUUUUUGUUGCUCCUGCUGCUCUGUAUUUUUCUAUAUCUCCAAACAUCAAAUUUCGAAGUCAAAGGUUAAGUUUAGGCAUUCAUUCCAAAUGGUUAAGGUAAUGGUUGAGGUUUGAGAUGGGGUUAAAAUAAAAAGCCAGCCUGGGAUCGAACACACAACCUUCUGAUUCAGUCAUGGGAUUACGCCCAUCCACAACGGCCUAGCAAAACCCAAGCCUACUUUAUUGUAAAGGCGCUCACUGUUUCCCCUAGUGGCCAGUUCUGAUAGGCAUUUCCUGACGUCCUCAGGACAUGGAUAGACGUCCAAUUUGGACAUAAAUCUUGAACGACUUGGCUGCUGUGAUACAAUGGAUUGGAUACAUGCUGGAGAAAUGUGCCCUGUCAGAUAAUAGAUCUGUGAUGCAAGUCGUGGUCAAAAGUUUUGAGAAUGACACAAGUUUAUG
Coregonus clupeaformis (lake whitefish) is the source of this 1649-nucleotide messenger RNA. Its product is annotated as EF-hand domain-containing protein D2. Gene Ontology annotation, molecular function: calcium ion binding. The record is from RefSeq and is a predicted model, not a curated record. The transcript is spliced from 4 exons. The coding region runs from base 340 to 1089 and encodes 249 amino acids. NCBI's taxonomy places the organism in Eukaryota, Metazoa, Chordata, Actinopteri, Salmoniformes, Salmonidae.